UCGUAUAUUAUCCUCUUAAAGAGACAGGAUCUGAAGAGCCUCUCUGAUGAAAAUGAGGAAACCAGACCUAUCAGGGAAGACCAACAAUGGCGGAAACAAUAACAAGCUCAGGAAGGGUUUGUGGUCACCAGAAGAAGAUGACAAGCUCAUGAACUACAUGUUAAGAAAUGGCCAAGGUUGUUGGAGUGAUGUUGCCAGAAAUGCUGGUCUGCAGAGGUGUGGCAAGAGCUGCCGUCUCCGGUGGAUAAAUUACCUUAGGCCCGACCUCAAGCGAGGAGCCUUUUCGCCUCAAGAAGAAGAGCUUAUCAUCCAUUUGCAUUCCCUUCUUGGCAACAGGUGGUCUCAAAUUGCGGCUCGCUUGCCAGGCCGUACGGACAAUGAAAUAAAGAACUUUUGGAAUUCAACAAUCAAGAAAAGGCUAAAGAACUUAUCAUCCACUGCCUCACCAAACACAAGCGAUUCAUCGACUGAGCUUAAUAAAGAUCCUGUCAUGGCGGCUGCUGGAGGAUCAGGAGGGUUUAUCUCCCUGCAAGAACACGGCAAUAAUAUGGCUAUGUAUAAUAACAUGGUUGACUCUUCAUCCUCAACAUCAUCAUCAAUGUCAGCACCACCUAAUUCCAUGCAAGCUAUGGCCUUCAACCACAUGAUGAUCGACCCAUUGGCACCUGUCCUCGAUCGUAGCCUGAACAUUUUUGGUUCUGCUGGUGGCGGGUUUUACCCGAAAGCAACAACGCCUUCAUGCCUGGCUCAAAUUGGGGUAUGUGCUGAUGUUUUAUACGAACAAGAACCUUGUGUUAACGAUAUUGGAGUAGCUGGGAAUCUAUAUAUUCCGCCAUUAGAGACACUGCAAGAAAACAGCAUAUCUACCACUGAGAAUUAUCCCACACCUGAUUAUCACCACAGGGAGAUUAACAUUAAUAAUUACUCUUCUAACAAUGAUCAGUUGAAUAAUAACAGUUUUAUGAGUACCACAAACAGCUUUGAUAACAACAAGAGAGUUGCAGAGAACGUAGCUGGGGUUGGGAAUUUAUGGGUAGAAGAAGAUCAGCUCAAGUUAGGAGAGUGGGACUUGGAGGAUUUGAUGAAAGAUGUCCCUUCCUUUCCUUUUCUUGAAUUUCAACCUUAG
Molecule: messenger RNA, 1126 nt
Organism: Carica papaya (papaya)
Lineage: Eukaryota; Viridiplantae; Streptophyta; Magnoliopsida; Brassicales; Caricaceae
Source: RefSeq, a predicted model, not a curated record